Messenger RNA from Anopheles coustani, 888 nucleotides. It is a transcript of the gene PSMG1, whose product is annotated as proteasome assembly chaperone 1. The coding region runs from base 49 to 783 and encodes 244 amino acids. Gene Ontology annotation, molecular function: proteasome binding. NCBI's taxonomy places the organism in Eukaryota, Metazoa, Arthropoda, Insecta, Diptera, Culicidae. The record is from RefSeq and is a predicted model, not a curated record. Gene Ontology annotation, cellular component: endoplasmic reticulum. Gene Ontology annotation, biological process: proteasome core complex assembly. The transcript has 2 exons.
CAUUCUCCAACGCCGGUUCGCACUCGAAGUCCUCUUGCAUUUUCAAAGAUGAGUUUAAAUUUUGGUGAAAUUGUGGAACCUUCAACCCGUGCCUUUUGGGAUGAUUACGAUGAGCAAGAAGAAAGCGAUAGCCCGGCCAACGUGGUUUUGGAAUGGUUGUGUUUAAACGGACAAGACCACGCAUCGGAGGAAGCAGCCAUACAGAAAACCCUACAGGAACCGUUCCGUUUCGUCAUCUUGGAGGGCCAAAAGAUAAGCAGUUUUGUGACGACGGCCAUUCUCAGGGGUAGCACCAGUCUCGCGUUUCAACUGUCCUGUGGCACGGUUAACGUUUUCCAUCUACCAGCCGAGAAACUGUUGGUUUGUGUAUCGGAGGAAAUCGAACCGAACCUUUUCGGGAGUGUUACGGAAAAAUUGUCCCGCUGGUUGGAAGCGACGGAAUCGGUCAUCACCAUCUCGCUGCUACCAGCCGUAAUGUACAAGGGAGCGUCGGAGCGUGAACAGGAGCAGGUUUGUUUUAUCAAGGCCCUAAACAAAAAUGUGUCGCUCGCGGACAUAGGGCAAUUGGAGGCACCCAAUGUAAUUACUGGAGUAGCGGGCGGUGCGGUUAGUUAUCGUAAAUUUCUGGGAAAAGAUGCAGCAGCGUAUGCAUGUUUCCUUGACUCGGUCGAAUUGGAUUCGGUCAGUUCGGAACCAAUUCUUCGUCUCCUAAAAGCUCUACGUGUCCCUUGCGCAGAUCGGUAUGAGCGAAAGUUUAAAACAAGCUCAAAUCUUUACAUGUAGACUCGUUACUAUCGGAUGCCGGUGAGUUCUUUUACUGUUUAAUGUGGUAUAUCGGAAAAUAAAAGGAACUAGCAUAUAUUUCGCCACGAUCCUUAUGAACAACGG